This is a messenger RNA of Drosophila ficusphila, 1760 nucleotides long. RefSeq lists its product as uncharacterized. NCBI's taxonomy places the organism in Eukaryota, Metazoa, Arthropoda, Insecta, Diptera, Drosophilidae. The transcript is spliced from 7 exons. The coding region runs from base 489 to 1478 and encodes 329 amino acids. The record is from RefSeq and is a predicted model, not a curated record.
GGUACGAAGGGAAAAGGCUGCCGAGCGGAGCGGUACGGUUCAGCUGUUGUUGUCAAUCGGCGUCAACAAACAAACACAUCGAACUGAAGCCCGAAAACUAUAAACUAGAGUACUUCAAUAUAGAAAAAACAAACAAACAAAAAUACGAAAAUUACCACACACAUGCAGUGAAAUUAUGGAUUUAUGCAAAUCGAGCUCAUUGGCCCGCUGACCUGUCAAUGGCAUUUAUCGAUAUCGAAACUAUAUCUAUGUAGAUAGAGGACGAUGUAAUCAUGAGAGGCGGCGCGUAGAGCAGAAAAAGUUUUUGGGUCCCCCUCGAAAGUUUGGACUAAUAGAAAAUAUGGCCGGCCAUUGAGUUUGGCCAAAAAAAGAGCAAAGUUUGCCGCCCGCUUCGUCCUUUUGGCGUCCAAAGUCCACACCGAUAUUGUUCCAUGCGGCCGGGGAGCAGGAUCAAAAUCAGCUGGGGACUUUAAAGGCAACUGCCCACAAUGGACCUUGGCCGCUGGCUGCUGCAGCUGGGCGUGCACAUGCUGCUGGUUGUGCGGCGCAUUCAGUGUCUACGUGUGACUGACAUCAAUGUGCCACAAAUUGUUGAUUUUCGUGAUAACGUGACAUUAUCCUGCAGCUAUGACAUAAGUGGUCACACGUUAAAUUCGGUUAAGUGGUACAAAAACGGAAAGGAGUUUUUUAGGUACUCCCCCCUCACCCCGCCCACCUACAUACCUUUUGCCGUGGAGGGCGUGCAGCUGAUCGAUGAGGGAAACGAGUGCAACGAAUCCUCCUGUCGCGUGGAACUCAAUUUAUUGGGCGUCAAGUCGUCGGGCGUCUACAGGUGCGAAGUGUCCGGCGAUGCGCCUCACUUUCAGCUAACUGCACGCGAUGCCAACAUGACCGUCGAAGCUCUUCCCCAAAAUAAUCCACUCAUCAGCAGCUUUCACUCAACUUACCGCUUUGAUGACUAUGUUCAAGUUAAUUGCAGCACCGACUUUUCCAGCCUCUUUACUAGAAUCUCCUGGUAUAUCAAUGGGGUAAAGGUUUCCCCACUUGAAUUAGUGCCUAGUAUCGAGACCACAAUUGUGGCCCAUGAAUACAGCAUGCGUCGAAUCAUUUCCCAGCUAAAUUUCUAUGCCAACGAACCACGCUUUCACCAACUCCAGUUGCAAAAACUAAUCCAGCAAAAGCGGACAAUCUCACCUGCUCGACUUGGUCUUGAAUUGCGUUGUGUGGCAGAAGUCGAUCGGUUUCCCCAUUUGCAACGCGAUGUGAGCAUGUUUGCCCAGCUCUUCCGGGAUGAAAUUGAUCAGAAGAAUCAGAAGCUGAUCAACUCCAGAUCAGUUGCCACUCGGAGUGCACAAGUGCAGCAGGUGCUUUUGGUGGCAAUUGUGAUGACGAUGACCGCAGUGCGACUCUUCACACCGCUGACAUUUCAAUAUGGCGCACGGAAGUCGACGCGCUACAAAAUGGCGGCGACGCGGUGAAUUUUCCCUUGUUUCCGGUUUUGAUUGCAUUUGUUUUUUCUGCGCUGUUUUGUUACCCGUUUUUGUAGCUCUAAGCAACUGAAAUGCACGUGAGAAUUUACAACUAAAAAAAAGAAAUCAAUGUAAUGUAUGUAUAAUUGUAAUAAAUGUCACGGGAAAAUAUCGAGUGGGAAAUUAACUUAAGCGUAGGCAACCGAGUCCUGUAAAUAGCCUUUAAGUGUGCAAUCGAAUUAUAAGAACACAAUGAAAUCAUCGUCAAUAAACACGCAACCAAACAAAUGA